ACCAUUUCACGUGUGUUUUGAGCAGUUUGGUUGUAUUUCAUAACAACAAAAACAACAACAACAACAACAACAACUUGCAGUAAUAAUAACUUAAAGUAGUCUUGCUACCCGUUUGCCUGUUGCCAUGUUGGGUUGUAUGAUAGAUGCAUAACAGACUUUCUCCUCGUUAGGAUGGGCAAUACGGAACAAAUCCUCUAUUACAGAACGUGCUUUUUUCCCCCCAAUCAAUAUCAUGAUGUAAUACAUUUUCUGAAACUUAAUUUAAAAUGUGUUAAAAGAUAUAAUGACCCCACAGACAUAUAAUUACAUUGCCAGCCUCUAUUCCUAGUUUGUUGUGGUUCGUUUAUAUGCAAUACACGGUUACAAGGUUUUUAUUUCUCAUUGUACGACAGGGUUGCACAACAACAUUUAUAUAAUAUAAUAGGCCCAAUUGGCUACAUAGGAAAAAAAACAUUAAAAUAAUAUAUAUUUUUUUGUAGCCAAUUGGGCCUUUUAGAAAAAUGUUGUAUAAAUAUAUAUAUAUAUAUUUUUUAAACUACAUUAAAUUACAUUUAAUUAAUCCUUUUUUCAAAAGGGGGGGUGUCAUACUGGCUACAUAGGAAAGGAAACCGUAACAAAAAAUAUUCUUUUAUGUUUUCUUUCCUAUAUAGCCAAUUGGGCCUAUUAUAUAAAUAAUACAAUGACCAAUAAAAACCUUGUAACCGUGUAUUGCAUAUAGAUGAACCACCAGAUAGAUGCACCUCUUUAAAAGUUGACAAGAACUUGGCAUGGGAUCUUAAGUUUGCUCAAGAAAGACAGCUGUUGAUGAUACUGGACCAUUAUCAGCACCGGUACUGACACAAAGAAUAUCAGCCAGUAAUUUAUGUUUUUUUGUCACUGUUGUUGUUGUGCGAUAAUGUAAUUUCUCAGGCUCACUACUGUAUCAGGAGUACUUUAUGCAGUUUGAAUCCCUAUGUUUAGAUGUCAUAAUCAAAGAAAAAGUGGGCCCUAUGCACCGCUGCUAAUUAGAUUGCCCUCCCAAUGAAAAUCAGGCACAUGGAUUUUUCUUGAUGAAGCUAAUCUGAAACGCUUGUUCUGUUUAUUUACUCGUGUACAAUUUGUCUAGCUUGCAUAAACUUUCAAGGCAGCCGCCAGCGUGAUAUUUGUUCUUCCUUUUCUUCAUGGCAGACAACCCAUUUAUCAAGUCUCAAAGGGAUUAAAUCAAAACCCAGACAAAUUGACUUUAGAUUUAAUCAAUUUGGCCUCGACAUUUGGCCCCACCCUUUUGAAAGCAAGAUUAAUAAUGUCUGUUUAACAAUAGUUACAUCAAUAACGUGAUAGCUCUACACAGUAAAGUCAAUCAGGCAACUCUUUGUCACAGCAAGCGGGAAUCUCUUUUAUUGCUCCUGGCAGAUGGCACUGAAACUUUCUUUUUUGUUCGCAAUAUAGUAUUUAUUUAUGGGCUUUGCGUUGUGGUUCGGGUGAAGGCUGGAAUCUUUUAUUAAUUUUGAAGAACUCCAUAUCUGUCGUGUUUUGAUGUUUAACAAGGCUAUAUAAUUCAGUCCAUCACUGUGCUCCGUCAUGAAUAUGUCCUCAUCAAAAUCCCCCCCCCUCCCACAGAUAAACCAUGAUCCCCAUCACUGAGCUGCGGUACUUUGUGGACACCCAGCCGGCGUACCGCAUCCUGAAACCAUGGUGGGACGUGUUCACCGACUACAUCUCCAUUGUCAUGCUGAUGAUCUCCGUGUUUGGGGGCACGCUACAGGUCACUCAGGACAAGAUGAUCUGCCUGCCCUGCAAAUGGGUGGUCAACAACACCUGCAAGAAGAACUUCAACGCCACCCUGUCGGCGUCGAUGUUCUCGGAGCCCAAAGGGAUCCAGUACGAUCUGGACCGCCACCAGUACAACUACGUGGACGCCGUGUGCUACGAGAAUAGAUUGCACUGGUUUGCCAAGUAUUUUCCUUACUUAGUAUUACUUCACACCCUUAUUUUCCUCGCUUGUAGCAACUUCUGGUUUAAGUUCCCACGGACCAGUUCCAAACUCGAGCACUUUGUGUCGAUCCUGCUGAAAUGCUUUGACUCCCCGUGGACAACCAGGGCACUGUCGGAGACGGUGGUCGAAGAGAGCGACCCGAAACCAAUGAAAAUGAACGGCUCGAUGGACCACAAGGCGUCGGUCAUCAGCGAGGACGUCGAAGCGAGUGUUCCGAUGCUCCAAAGGACAAAGACCCGCUUCGAGCAGGGCAUCGUAGAUAGAACGGAAACGGGGGUUUUGGACAAGAAGGAGGGCGAGCAGGCCAAAGCCCUCUUUGAAAAGGUCAAGAAGUUCCGUAUACACGUUGAAGAAGGAGACAUUGUCUACAGACUGUACAUCCGUCAGACUAUUAUCAAAGUCAUCAAGUUUAUUUUGAUCAUCUGCUACACGGGGUAUUACGUGCAUGAUAUUAAAUUCAGUGUCGACUGUUCGGUGGACAUCGAGAGCCUGACGGGUUACAGCGUGUACCGCUGUGCUCACCCGCUGGCCACGCUCUUUAAAAUCUUAGCCUGUUUCUACAUUAGCUUGGUCGUGGUGUACGGUUUGAUCUGCAUGUACACGCUCUGCUGGAUGCUCCGGCGCUCGCUGAAGAAGUACUCCUUCGAGUCGAUACGGGAGGAGAGCAGCUACAGCGACAUACCCGACGUGAAGAACGACUUUGCCUUCAUGAUGCACAUGAUCGACCAGUACGACCCUCUGUACUCCAAACGCUUCGCCGUGUUCCUGUCGGAGGUGAGCGAAAACAAGCUGCGGCAGCUCAACCUCAACAACGAGUGGACGCUGGACAAGCUCCGGCAGAGGAUCACCAAGAACUCCCAGGAGAAGUUGGAGUUGCACCUGUUCAUGCUGAGCGGCAUUCCAGACACAGUAUUCGACCUGAUGGAGCUGGAGGUUCUUAAGCUGGAGCUCAUCCCCGAUAUCACCAUCCCGCCGAUCAUCGCCCAGCUGGUCAACCUGCGAGAGAUGUGGCUUUACCACACGCCGGCCAAGAUCGAAGCGCCCGCGUUGGCUUUUUUGCGCGAGAACCUGAAGUCUCUGCACAUCAAGUUCACCGACAUCAAAGAGAUUCCCUUGUGGAUCUACAGCCUGAAGAAUCUGAGUGAGCUGCAUCUCACGGGGAAUCUCAGUGCCGAGAACAACCGCUACAUCGUCAUCGACGGGCUCCGGGAGCUCAAGAGGCUCAAAGUUCUUCGCCUGAAGAGCAAUCUCACCAAGCUACCUCAGGUGGUGACCGACGUGGGCAUGCACCUCCAGAAGCUCUCCGUCAACAACGAAGGCACCAAGCUGAUGGUGCUCAACAGCCUGAAGAAGAUGGUGAACCUGACGGAGCUGGAGCUCAUUCGCUGUGAUCUCGAGCGCAUACCGCACUCGAUCUUCAGCUUGCACAACUUGCAGGAGAUCGAUCUGAAGGACAACAACCUGAAGACCAUCGAGGAGAUCAUCAGCUUCCAGCACCUUCAUCGGCUGGUCUGCCUUAAGCUCUGGUACAACCAGAUCGCCUAUAUUCCCAUCCAGAUCGGCACACUGACCAACCUGGAGAAGCUGUACCUGAACAGAAACAAGAUCGAGAAGAUCCCCAGCCAGCUGUUUUAUUGCCGCAAGCUGCGCUUCCUGGAUCUGAGCCACAACAACCUGACCUAUAUCCCGACAGACAUUGGCUUCCUCCAGAAUAUUCAGUACCUGGCAGUUACAGCCAACAGGAUUGAGAGCCUCCCCAACGAGCUGUUCCAGUGCAAGAAGCUCCGCACUCUGAACUUGGGCAACAAUUGCCUGCAGUCUCUGCCAUCGCGGUUCGGAGAGCUGACCGGGCUCACGCAGCUCGAGCUGCGGGGGAACCGUCUGGAGUGUCUGCCCGUGGAGCUCGGCGAGUGCCGGCAGCUGAAGAGAACCGGCCUCGUGGUGGAGGAGGACCUCUUCAACACCCUGCCCUCGGAGGUCAAGGAACAGUUGUGGAAAACGGACAAGGAGCAGGCGUGAAGAGCUCUGUGGUCCUGAGUGAAGACCCAUACUGAUCGACAGGAGGAACGCCGACACAGGAGGAACGCCGACACAGGAGGAACGCCGACACAGGAGGAACGCCGGUUGAAGCAGGCGCUGGUCCCGCUGCAGUGUACCGCCAGUAAGAACCAGUGCCAGUUGGGCUGAACCAAAUCCCUGAUCGCUUCUGGUUGUUCUUUAAAUUCUUAACCGUGCAAUUGAUUGUCCUUUUUUCUUUUGCAAACAACUCCUCAGGCCGUUCCAGUACAACCCAGUAAUUAUGCUUUUUUUUUUUUCCUUUCUUUUUGCAAUAAUGUAGCAGUGCCAUUGUGAUGGGCAGCGUGUGUUCUCGUGCGAUGCUUCUCCGUUGCGGUAGAGAAGUUAAAGGAUGCGAAGCUGUGAGCCAACUUUGCUCAAGACAGGAAAAUAACUGGAACACGCUUUCUUGUCUCACCGAGAUGGAACGAAUUCAUUGAAAUGAUGCGUCCAGCAUUGUUUGGUUUUACAAAUGGGAUGGCGAGCUGAUCACUAAGACCGCUUCCUCAUAACGCGCUACGUAAUUAAUCAUAAAUUAUGACCGGGAAGAGGCUGUAACGUUUUCUUCUCUUUUUUUUUAAGGAAAAAAUAAUGCUCACAAUAAUUGACAAGUCAUCCUGAUAAGAUUACAAAAUAAUAUAGUGAUAUGUUUUUAUAAUAAUGAUGAUGAUCACAAGCAAACAAUAAAGUUAGCAAUCCUAUACAUUUUAGUCUAUUGUCCACAACUGACCUCGCCUGAAUUUUGGCCCUCAAAUACCUUUUUUUUUUUCAUUUUUGCUCGUGUUUGAAAUUAAUCGUGAACAAAUGGCGUGAAACCUCGAAUCGGAGAUAACGACCGACGCGUCGUGUCAAAGAAAGGUCAUGACCUGGCGUUGUAAACGGGGAGACGGGUGAGGCGCUGUCGGUCGGCCCGAGUCUUGGCAUCAGCACAGCGUGUGCUAUUAGACGAGGGGGCGGAGCCUUUUUCUGGGGGGGGGAAGAUGUGUAGUUUGACUCUGCUGGGGAAAGCAAUUAUUCUACUGAAUGCCACCCAGUGGACUAUUAUUCAACACAAUGGAGUUAGUGGAGCGUCUUAUCAGAUACACAACCCUUACUCCCAGUAGACCCUUUAGUAUGUCAUGAAUUGCACGAAACAAAUUGAACAAAUCCAGGAGGGGGGUGGAAUGCUGUGGAAGUUCACACAGGAUAACGCGUUAUUGACAUUGAAACGGCGCCUCAUUAGUGAUGUGCUUUUGUAGCGAGCACUGGGCUACCUGUGGGCCCCGAUACUCCUCUAGUCACCUGGCUGAAUCAUGCUGAACUCUCAUCAGUCCAAAUGUGGCGCAGCGCUGAGUGUCGAUGUUCAACUGCGCAUGAGACCGCAGCCGACUUUAUUAACAAACUAAUUAAAUUGCUGUAUGGGCGUCAUUUAAGAUGAGGGCCAUUUUAAAUUUAAGUAAAAUAAAUUUAUGGGGAAGAACGAUGCAAUACGGUCGAACAUUUCCGAAACUACAUUCCAUUUAAUGUACUGACUAAUUGUAAUUCUUGCAAAUUAUAAUUAAUUAUAAUUAAGAGGCUUUUUAUUUUUUAUUUAUUUAUAUAU
Messenger RNA from Cyclopterus lumpus (lumpfish), 5612 nucleotides. RefSeq names its product leucine rich repeat containing 8 VRAC subunit Ab (gene lrrc8ab). Bases 1607 to 3994 code for a protein of 795 amino acids. The transcript has 2 exons. The record is from RefSeq and is a predicted model, not a curated record. Gene Ontology annotation, molecular function: protein binding. NCBI's taxonomy places the organism in Eukaryota, Metazoa, Chordata, Actinopteri, Perciformes, Cyclopteridae.